AUGGCUUUCGCAGCACUUCGCCAUUCGAUCCCCUCCGCCACUCGCCUGCUUCGUCCGACCAUGUCGGCCCCUUCGCAAGCGCGACUUCAAUCCCAAUGUCGCCAGGUUUCUUUCUCCUCAUACCUGAUCUCUCCCAAGGAGCUCAGUGAGGCCCUCAAAAAGAACCCUCCCACCAAGAUCUCGACAUCACCGCGCGUCGUCCCACUGUGCGCUGCAUGGUUUAUGCCCAAUGACCCGGAAGGUCGCAAAGGGAUUGACAUUUUCCGGAAACAUCGCAUCCCCCAGGCCCGAUUCUUUGACUUGGAUGCGAUCAAAGAUGCGGAAUCCCCGUACCCCCACAUGCUUCCCACCGCGGAGACAUUUGCCGAUGCGAUGAGUGAGCUUGGCAUCCGGCGUGACGACGAAGUGGUAGUUUAUGACACCGAAGAGCUCGGAAUCUUCAGCGCGCCUCGUGUCGGCUGGACUCUACGAGUAUUUGGACACCCUCGGGUUCAUCUCUUGGACAACUAUCGACUGUGGGUACGCGAAGGGUACCCGACGGAGACUGGGGAGCCCCAGCAAGUGGAACGGACCAGCUAUCCAGUCCCUAAUUACGAUUCGAAACUGGUGAUCCCGUACUUGGAGUUGAAGGAGAUUGCCAAAGAGCAUAGGAAAGAAGGUGCUAAAGAAGUCGAGAUCUUGGAUGCGCGAUCUUACGGCCGCUGGGCGGGAACUGAUCCCGAACCACGCCCAGGUUUGUCCUCAGGCCAUAUUCCUGGCUCCAAGAGCUUGCCCUUUCAAGAAUUACUGGAUCCGGAGACGAAGACUUUUCGCCCGAAGUCUGAGCUGCGCAAAAUCUUCGAAGAGAAAGAAAUUGAUGACUCCAAAUCGAUCAUCAGCUCUUGCGGCACUGGUGUGACGGCUACGAUUAUUGAAACCGCCUUGGGCGAAGCAGAGUACGGAGAUCCUAACCUUCGGAGGGUGUACGAUGGAAGCUGGACUGAGUGGGCGCAGCCGAUGUCGACCGGACGCAAGGUCUUCCACUGUGCCGUGGAUGAGACGGCGCUGACCACCAACAUCAGCGAAAUCAAAAAAUGGACAACCAACGGGGCGAUCACCUUGGUCGUUCCUCUUUACACCCUUGAACGCCUUCAUGCAUUGAAACGAGCCGGGUCUCAAGUCGCUAUCAACGCCCGCGAGGCUGUUCGCUUUCUUGACCGCGUUACUUCCGGAAAGGACAGUACCCCGGCCGAUCGCGUUGCUCUUCAGGGUCCGAUGGAGCAGUACGAGAACUGGAAUGAUGCGGAGAAGUUCUUUUUGCCGGAAUUCGAAGAGGAGCCGGAGGCGACAAAUGGGGCCGGUGCCGGGGAGACGCCGUUGGGGAAGAAGGGGCCUAAGGGAAGAGACAACAAGAAAAACGGAGCCCCGGAUGACCUGUCGCAAAUGCUUCUCAACAAGCUGAACUUUAAGAAGGACUCAGACGCCGCAUCGGUUAACUCGGCAGGGACUCACAGUGCCCCUGCAUCGCCACCUUCAUCGAGAAGUUCCCGUACGAGUCCCGAAUGUGCCAACUCUCAUGUGGUCGAGAAUGGAAACGGAACAAGCAACCUCAAAGUAAAGCAGACGAACGGACACAAGCGAUCUGCUUCCGGCUCCACCAUCCCCACGGUUCCCUUGGUGCUCCGACCGCUACUCAGUGCGUUGCUUUGGCGGCUGCACAGCGGCCCGGAUGCGUCGAAUGCGGCUAAAAGUUGUAUCCUCAUUACGAACGAUCGCUCCACGCAGAUUUGGGCUCAGAAGUUUGGCAUUGGCGUGAAGAACAUCCACCAGCUGCGGACCUCCAUUCAGUACGAAGAACGGGAAUACAAGAAUCGCUGCAAAUAUGUGGAAAAAACCCAAACCCAGACGGCUGAGCCGAAGUCGCUGCUUUCCUACGACGACGAAAGCGACGAGGAUGAACUAGUCUUUGUUCCUCGGGGCCGCGGAAAAGGAACCUCACGAGGAGGGUCGCGUGGCGGAAGCAAUCGGAAACCCGCCGCCUCUAAGACCAUGGCGCCGCCGGUGGAGAAUACGAUGGAGAUACCUACUCAGCCUAUCGACCCCAACUCUUUCAGUCGGUCCUUGCCCACCACGACCAACAAGCAGCAGCCUACGAUCGAUCUCAGCACGCAAUCCGGGGCUGCGCGUGGCAUGGCAGGAGCGUCUCGAAACUACAGCAGCGGUCGUCGAGGGGCUCCUCGUGGGCCAACUCGUGGUAACAGCCGGGGCCGUGGGAAACUCUGGGUUCCUUGA
Messenger RNA from Aspergillus caelatus, 2271 nucleotides. RefSeq names its product thiosulfate sulfurtransferase. NCBI's taxonomy places the organism in Eukaryota, Fungi, Ascomycota, Eurotiomycetes, Eurotiales, Aspergillaceae. Gene Ontology annotation, molecular function: thiosulfate-cyanide sulfurtransferase activity. Bases 1 to 2271 code for a protein of 756 amino acids. The transcript is spliced from 4 exons. Gene Ontology annotation, biological process: transsulfuration. Gene Ontology annotation, cellular component: mitochondrion. The record is from RefSeq and is a predicted model, not a curated record.